Messenger RNA from Anguilla anguilla (European eel), 1378 nucleotides. RefSeq names its product glucagon family neuropeptides-like. The coding region runs from base 709 to 1245 and encodes 178 amino acids. Gene Ontology annotation, molecular function: neuropeptide hormone activity; pituitary adenylate cyclase activating polypeptide activity; peptide hormone receptor binding. Lineage: Eukaryota; Metazoa; Chordata; Actinopteri; Anguilliformes; Anguillidae. The transcript has 6 exons. Gene Ontology annotation, biological process: regulation of protein localization; adenylate cyclase-activating G protein-coupled receptor signaling pathway; positive regulation of protein kinase activity. The record is from RefSeq and is a predicted model, not a curated record. Gene Ontology annotation, cellular component: extracellular region; perikaryon; neuron projection.
GGGCCGUCAGCGGAAAGCUCCGUUUCUUAUAACUCAUCUGCGAACGUAUUCAGAUCAAAUCACGUAUCUCCAGCGUCCGAGACAUUUAAUCGUGGCCUUCACCCUGUUAGAUAAUAAAGCAAUCACCUUUUUAAAAGGGCUUUUAAAGUGCGGAAUUCGAUGUGACACUAACGCCGCCCACGGAUAAUGACCUCAACUAACCGCAGUAAAACAUCAGCAAAACUAGCAUUCUUCUGUGGUCUGAAAAUAAUGUUUUGACCAAAACUUCCACAUGCGGCAUAUGACUAGUUCAUGGAUGAGAAAAGAAGUGCACGAGUAUAUUCCGGGAGGAAGGGUUGAUGACGUCUGUACCACCCUUAAUGUGACUUAAAGAAAAAAAAAAAGGCAAGUCACUGGAUUCAUGGAUAAAAUCCGUGAGAAUCCGAGCAUAGAGACGAGUGUUUCGGAUAAAGAUAUGCAGACAGACACGGGCUCUCGUUUUCAAGAAACUGCAUUUUGUGCAGAAACAUAGACUAUCGCGAAUAAAGAGUUGAGACUGGACGCGCCCAGGGGAUCGCUGGAAACGACAGAACUGCUUCGGAGAAGUGCUGCGGAGAAGAAAAAAGAUUUAUUAUUAUUAUUAUUUUAUUUGAUUUUUUUUACAAUUCAUUCAGUGACUGCCUCACCCGGAUCGUAUCCGGCACUGAACACUGUCUACCUUACAAUAGAAUGACGAUGUCUAGUAAACCGACUUUAGCAUUCUUCAUCUAUGGAAUUAUAAUGCAUAGCGCCUACUGCUCCCCGGUUGGGCUCGAUUAUCCUAGACUUAGCAUGCGUUUUAACGUUGGUGUAUUAAAGCUCGAAAACGAGGUUUUUGACGAGGACGGAGACACGUUUACGGACUUGGAUUUUGACGGAGAUCAAAUUGCUAUACGAAGCCCUCCCUCCCUCUUUGACAACGUGUACACAUUAUACUACCCUCCCGAAAAGAGAUCUGAAAGACACGCAGAUGGAAUCUUUAAUGAAGCCCACGGGGACGGACUUGGCCAGUUUCUUCAUUCUGCGGUGGCAGAGCGUGCGGGUGGAGGCGGUGUGAAGGAAGGUGACACAGAACCCUUAUCCAAAAGGCAUUCCGAUGGAAUCUUCACAGACAGCUACAGUCGUUACCGAAAACAAAUGGCGGUGAAAAAGUAUCUAGCAGCGGUUCUGGGAAGAAGGUACAGACAGAGAAUUAAAAACAAAGGCCGCCGUUUCUCCUAUUUGUAGCGUCAACAAUCCAAACAGCCCAUCUGUCCGGCCCUAUAAGAUCAAAUCGUUCUGAGCAGUGGAUUGCGCCUGUGUUCUUUAAACGUGUAUUUAUGUAUGAAGUAAAGCCAUUAAAAUGAAUAUUUUAAUAAUA